AUGGAUUCAGAUACACAGUUCAACGCGUCUUCAAACAUGACAUGGACCCAUGACCAAGUGUCAGUGUCUCCUUGGAUUGAAGCCAUCAAAGUGAUGAGGAACAUUUGCAUACCUGUGAUAGUUGUUGUUGGUUUGCUGGGAAACACUCUUUCUUUAAUGGUGUUUUCUACAAAGAGUAUGCGGAAAACAUCAAGUUCCGUGUUUUUAGCUUCCCUUGCGUUUGUGGACAAUACAUUCCUAGUUUGCCUUCUUAUUACUUGGAUUGACGGGGAAAUUAAUUCCAUUCUUGUGACAGAUUUGGCUUGCCAAUUGCUCAUUUACACUACGUAUGUAGCCAGCUGUUUGAGUGUAUGGUUUAUAGUUUGCUUUACGUUUGAACGAUUCAUUGCAAUAUGUUUUCCAUUAAAGAGUACUUUAAUAUGCAGUUUGUUUCGAGAAAAAGGAACUGUGUUAAUCCUGGCAACAAUUACUUGCCUCAUGUACAAUUUUAGUUUUUGGACAACUGGUAUGGAGCAAUGGGGUCCAGUUAUGCGAUGCUCACACAAUCCAAAAUACAUUCAGUUUCUAAAUAUAGUAACAUGGAUUGAUACAGUGAUUACUAUGAUAAUACCAUUCCUACUUAUUGCAUUCAUGAACUCUAUGGUAUUACGGAGUGUCAUCAAGUGCCAGCCAAAGGAAAAACCAACCACAUCGAAACGACGAGAAAAGGUUAACACUACAAAAUCUCAACGACGGAGUCCACAAGUGCGUGUCACAAGAACUUUGCUUUUUGUUUCUACUACUUUCCUUGUUUUAAAUCUACCAUCACAUAUAAUGCGAUUGUACAACCUUAUAUCUCUUAUUACAACAGAUAGACAAACAAUUAGUAUUCAGUUUUCCUUUUUACAGGAAAUGACACUUGUAUUCUAUUACAUGACAUUCAGUUGUAAUUUCUUCUUGUAUGCAUGCUUUGGAAGAAAUUUUAGACACGCUUUAUAUCUCAUCUUAAAUUGUCAGUCAGUUAAAGAAGACAACCGUAAAAGAAUUCUUUAUAGACUUAGUUCCUCGCAAGGGAGAGUAUCCUAA
This is a messenger RNA of Ruditapes philippinarum (Manila clam), 1065 nucleotides long. RefSeq names its product FMRFamide peptide receptor frpr-18-like. The record is from RefSeq and is a predicted model, not a curated record. Gene Ontology annotation, biological process: G protein-coupled receptor signaling pathway. The transcript has 2 exons. Gene Ontology annotation, cellular component: plasma membrane. NCBI's taxonomy places the organism in Eukaryota, Metazoa, Mollusca, Bivalvia, Venerida, Veneridae. Gene Ontology annotation, molecular function: G protein-coupled receptor activity. The coding region runs from base 1 to 1065 and encodes 354 amino acids.